AUGGUGGCGGCACAAGCCUCGCCCGCGCCCGGCACGCGCGACUUCUCCUUCUCCAUCGACCGCGGCGGCACCUUCACCGACGUCUACGCCGAGGUGCCGGACGGCCACGGCGGGAGGCGCGCGAUCGCGCUCAAGCUGCUGAGCGAGGACCCCGCGAACUACCCGGACGCGCCGCGCGAGGGCAUCCGGCGCGUGCUGGAGUCGGUCACGGGCGUGAAACACCCCCGCGACAAGCCGCUCGACACCUCCCGCAUCCGCUCCAUCCGCAUGGGAACCACGGUCGCUACGAACGCGCUGCUGGAGCGGAAGGGCGAGCGCGUGGCGCUACUGGUCACCAAGGGGCUGUCGGGGUUGCUGGAGAUUGGGAACCAGGCUCGUCCGCGCAUUUUCGACCUUGAGAUCGCGACUCCGGACCUCCUGUACGAGGAGGUAGUCGAGGUGGACGAGGAGGUCAUCAUCCCGCUCGGCGCCGAGCCCAGCGGGCGCGCGGGGCGGGACCCUGUUGCUGACCAGGCACACUACACCCCCGAGGGGACUCAAGUGGAAGGCGUCACGGGCGAGACGGUGUGCGUCCGGCGGCCGAUCGACCUCGCCGCGGUGCGUGCACAGCUCGAGGAGGUCCGUUCGCGCGGCAUCGACUCGCUGGCGGUGGUGUUCAAGCACAGCGCGCUGUACCCGGAGCACGAGCUCGCCGUGGGGCGCGUCGCGGAGGAGAUGGGGUUCUCGCAGGUGUCGCUGUCGUCGCAAGUCAUGCAGAUGGUGAAGAUGGUCCCGCGCGGGUUCACCGCGACGGCCGACGCGUACCUGACGCCGCACAUCGACCGGUACUUGGAGACGUUCCAGGCGGGCUUCGACGACGGGCUCCACGACGUGAACCUCAGCUUCAUGCAGUCUGACGGAGGAUUAGCGCCCCUGGGGGCGUUCUCGGGCCACAAGGCCGUGCUGUCGGGCCCCGCGGGCGGGUACGUCGGGUACGCGGUAACGACGAAGUGGGAGGGCGCGGACGUCGACGGCAUGCAGGUCAUCGGGUUUGACAUGGGUGGCACCUCAACGGACGUGUCGCGCUACGCAGGGACGUACGAGCACGUGUUCGAGUCGACGACGGCCGGCGUGACCAUCCAGGCGCCGCAGCUCGACAUCAACACCGUUGCCGCCGGGGGCGGCUCGCGCCUGAAGCUCAACGCCGGCGCGUUCGCCGUCGGACCUGACUCAGUGGGCGCCCACCCCGGGCCCGUGUGCUACCGCAAGGGCGGCGACCUCGCGGUCACCGACGCCAACCUCGUCCUCGGCCGCCUCCUCCCGGACCACUUCCCCGCGAUCUUCGGCCCGAACGAGGACGAGCCCCUCGACGCCGACGGCGCCCGGCGCGCCUUUGCCGACAUGGCCGAUCGCGUCAACGCGCACGCGCGCGAGACGGGCCUCCCCGCCAAGUCCGUCGACGAGGUGGCCGCGGGCUUCCUGCGCGUCGCCAACGAGGCCAUGUGCCGGCCCAUCCGCGCCCUGACGCAAAUGAAGGGGUACGAGGUGGAGAAACAUGUCCUGGCGUGCUUCGGGGGUGCGGGCGGGCAACACGCCUGUGCCAUCGCCAGGGCCCUGGGCAUGCGCACUGUCUUCGUCCACAAGUACUCGGGCAUCCUCUCCGCGGUCGGGAUCGGCCUGGCGGACGUCGUGAAGGAGGCACAGGAACCCGCGGCGACGGUGCUGACGGAAUCCGCACUCGGGGGGCUCUCUGCGCGGCUUGAGGAGCUCGCCGGGCGCGCGUGCGGGCAGCUGAGGGAGAUCGGGUUCCCAGACGAGAAGAUCCGGGUGGAAAAGUACUUGAAUCUUCGGUACGAUGGCACCGACGUUGCCGUGAUGGUCCAGGAGCCCGAAAACGGGUCGUUCCUCGACGCGUUCGAGGCGCAGUACCGUCGCGAGUUCGGGUUCACGCUGGAGAGCCGCAGCGUCAUCGUCGACGACCUCCGCGCGCGGGCUUGCGGCCAGGGCGUCGACCUGGACGUUGGGGCGGACGGGGCCGGCGGUGCUGCUGAGGCGGUGACGCCGGCGCCGGUGCACUCGCGCACGAGUGCCUACUUCGAGGAGACCGGCCGCGCCGACGUCGACGUGUACGUCCUCCAGGACAUGCUCCCCGGGCACGCCUUCGCGGGUCCGGCCAUCGUCAUCGACAACACGACGACCAUCGUGGUCGAGCCGCGCUGCAACGCCGUCGUGACGAACGACGGCAGCCUGCGCAUCGACGUCCUCCCGACGCGAAGCGCGACGGAGUCGGAGAAGGACCACGCCGCGGCCGCCGUCGGCGAGCCGGAUCCCAUCAUGCUGGCGGUCUUCAGCCACCGCUUCAUGGGCAUCGCGGAGCAGAUGGGCCGCACGCUGCAGCGGACGUCGGUGUCCGUCACGAUCAAGGAGCGGCUCGACUUCUCCUGCGCGCUGUUCGGGCCGGACGGCGCGCUGGUGGCCAACGCCCCGCACCUCCCCGUGCACCUCGGGGCCAUGUCCGAGGCCGUCCGCUUCCAGCUGAAGUACUACACCGAGGGCCCGGGCGCGCAGCCGGGCCCGGACGGCUCGCCGGGCGGCAUCGCGGAGGGCGACGUUCUCGUCGCCAACCACCCGCAGCUGGCGGGGGGCUCUCACCUGCCCGACAUCACCGUGAUCACGCCCGUCUUCGAGGAGGUCGCGCCGGGCCGCCGCGAGAUCGUGUUCUUCGUUGCGUCGCGCGGGCACCACGUGGACGUCGGCGGCAUCAGCCCCGGCUCCAUGCCCCCACACAGCACCAGCCUCGACCAGGAGGGCGCAGCGAUCACAACAUUCAAGCUCGUGCGCGGCGGGCAGUUCCAGGAAGAGGGCAUCCGCGAGCUGCUCACCGGCACGCGCUGCAUGGAGGACAACCUGUCGGACCUGCGCGCGCAGGUCGCAGCGAACGCGCGCGGCAUCACGCUCACGCAGGGCCUGGUCAGGGAGCACGGGCUCGGCGUCGUGCAGGCGUACAUGGGCCACAUUCAGGCGAACGCGGAGGCCGCGGUGCGCGAGAUGCUGCGCGAGUUCAGCGCGGAGAUGCAGCUCCCGGAGGUGGGCAGCGUCGAGGCGGAGGAUGUCAUGGACGACGGCAGCGUGAUCAAGCUGCGCGUGACGGUCGACCGCCGCGACGGAUCCGCGGUGCUCGACUUCACGGGGACGUCGCCGGAGGUCCUCGGGAACACCAACGCGCCGCCGGCGGUCACGUACUCGGCGGUGAUCUACUCGAUGCGGUGCCUGGUGACGCGCGACAUUCCGCUCAACCAGGGCUGCCUCGCGCCGAUCGAGAUCGUGAUUCCGGAGGGCACGAUCCUGAGCCCGUCGCCGGGCGCGGCCGUCGUCGGCGGCAACGUCCUGACGUCGCAGCGCGUCACGGACGUCGUCCUGAAGGCGUUCAAGGCGUGCGCGGCGUCGCAGGGGUGCAUGAAUAACUUUACUUUCGGAGACGAGCGCAUGGGGUACUACGAGACGAUCGCGGGCGGCGCGGGCGCGGGCCCCACGUGGCACGGGAAGAGCGCGGUCCAGACACACAUGACCAACACGCGGAUCACGGACCCGGAGAUCCUGGAGCGCAGGUACCCGGUCGUGCUGAAGCGGUUCGAGAUCCGGAAGGGGUCCGGGGGCCGCGGGCUGCACCGCGGCGGCGACGGCGCGGUGCGCGAGGUGGAGUUUCUGCGACCCAUGACGGCAUCGAUCCUCAGCGAGCGGCGCGCGCACCGGCCGUUCGGGCUGCUCGGCGGGGGGCCGGGCGCGCCGGGGCUGAACGUGCUGUCGCAGCGCGGCGGGCGCACGUGCAACGUCGGCGGGAAGGCGUCGGUGCAGGUGAAGGGGGGGGAUGUGUUGACGAUCCACACCCCGGGGGGAGGCGGGUACGGGGCGGGGGGGGCCGAGGGCGAGGGCCACUUCCCCGGAGAGCAGAGGACGGGGUACUUCGCGACGGCACGGAAGGAGGCGCGCGAGGAGGACACGUCGCGGGUGCAGCAGAUGCAGGGGGGGAGUCUCGGCGGACGCGGCAUGACAGAACGCACCGUGUGA
Molecule: messenger RNA, 4047 nt
Organism: Pedinophyceae sp. YPF-701
Lineage: Eukaryota; Viridiplantae; Chlorophyta; Pedinophyceae
Source: the annotation of a GenBank genome assembly